Messenger RNA from Monomorium pharaonis (pharaoh ant), 657 nucleotides. Its product is annotated as splicing factor, proline- and glutamine-rich-like. Lineage: Eukaryota; Metazoa; Arthropoda; Insecta; Hymenoptera; Formicidae. The transcript is spliced from 2 exons. Bases 1 to 657 code for a protein of 218 amino acids. The record is from RefSeq and is a predicted model, not a curated record.
AUGGGAAAGCAUAGGAGCACCCUCCGAGAGCGCCUCACACACGCCAUCACCGGACCACCGCGCAUCCCGCCAACCAGCCAACCACCGCCGUCCAGGAAGCACCCGCGCCGACAACGUCCGCAGUCCGACGACCGCCGACCAUCCGCCAGCGGACCACCCGCUCACGACAAGAGCGACUGUACGAGACGGCCCCCUCCAGCGCAACAACCGCCUCAAGCCACACUUCUGGCCACCUUCGGGUCCACCCUCUCGGAUCUCGACGACGACGAUGACAACGGCCGCGAGGGGACCGCCGAGCGCACCGCAGUUGCACCUGAGCCCAUGCCGGACAUAACGUCGCUGACGAUCGCGGGGCCCAGCGCGGCGCCACCAGAGACGGCCCCAUCGGCAUCGACGCCCGCGACGCUGCCGACGCCGCCGCCAACAUCACGGCCCGCACCACCGCCAAACGCCGCUGCCGAUGACGCCCGCAUCGCCGCCGACACAGCCAGCACUCCUGCCGAUGACGCUAGCGCCGCUACCGACGCCGCCAGCUCCACUACCAACUCCGGGGUAUUUUACCGGACCCCCGCCGCCGGAGAUCAUCCCAGCAGCAUCACCGCCGCCCGGACCACCGAUCCCGCCAGCCGUCGCCACCCUGGAGGGGCCCUUCCCUGA